This is a messenger RNA of Paraglomus occultum, 1077 nucleotides long. Lineage: Eukaryota; Fungi; Glomeromycota; Glomeromycetes; Paraglomerales; Paraglomeraceae. The record is from the annotation of a GenBank genome assembly.
AUGAAUACGUUCUCUAAGGCGACACUUAUGCUUCUAUCCAUAUUAUUUCUUUUCGCUUUCAUCUCGCCCGCUUUUGCAAUCUCUGAUGAAGCUUUGGCACUGCUUCGCGAGGAUUGUCAACAACAAGCGGUCGACCCUGCUGAAUAUGGCUUGGGUCUUCAUAUCGCCGCUCUCUUUGUCAUAUUGUUUACGAGUUCAUUAGGGGCUUUCAUACCUGUUACUGCUAAGCGUUAUCCGUCAUUGCGUAUUCCCAAGUUGGCAUUCUUUGUUGCCAAGCACUUUGGUACCGGAGUCAUUCUGGCAACUGCGUUUAUACAUAUAUUACCAUCCGCAUUCUCCAGACUCAACAGUUACUGUUUGGAUCCAAUUUGGUGGGACACUUAUCCUUCAUUCCCUGGUGCGUUUGCAAUGAUCGCGGCGUUGGGAAUAUUUGUUGUAGAAUACGUCGCCACGACAAUGGUCGGGGAAGGACAUUCGCACUCUCUUCCUAAACCGGCUAGUGCUGACGCAAACGCAAACGCUAACGGUACCACCUCAAACACCGACGAUGAUAAAUUUUUUCAUUGCAGCGAGCUGGCUGUCUUGUCCUCGAAUGCCCAGUCCCUGGGUAUUAUCAUUUUAGAGGCGGGUAUUUGCUUCCAUUCCGUUAUCAUUGGCAUGGAUCUUAGCGUUUCCACCGGCUCCGAUUUCACUAGUCUUUGGAUUGCACUUGUAUUCCAUCAGCUGUUUGAAGGUCUGGGUUUGGGUUCGCGUAUUGCCGAGUUGCAUGAUGCCAGAACCAUCAAACCGUGGAUCUUGUCUUUCCUUUAUGGCACAACAACGCCACUUGGCAUAGCAAUUGGUAUUGGCGUUCGUUUCACGUACGAUGCCAAUUCCCCAACAUCCCUGCUGAUUCAGGGCAUUCUCGAUUCCCUGUCAGCUGGCAUCCUCUUAUACACCGCUUUGGUCCAGCUGAUAGCAUCCGAUUUUAUCAUUGACCCCUAUUUCCGCAAACAGCCCAAAUCGUAUCAAGUCUCGGCAUUUGCGCUGUUGCUAUUUGGGGCUUUGAUCAUGUCACUUAUCGGUAGAUGGGCAUAG